AUGACCCGAAUAGACGGUAUAAUAAUACUUGAUUCAAAUGGAAAACCCCUGAUAUCAUCACAUUUCCCACUGCAUCCACCUUCUUACCCCUCCUUGCACAUAGACACAUUCAAUACAGCGCGCAAAAAAGCUUUUGCCGAAAACGAAGAACUGGAGCCGGUGAUAUGGGUAAACACAUUAGCUAGAGGAGGUGGAAGUAUGUCAGGCGCAGGAUUAUGUCAUGUUCAAAGAGAAGGACUGUGUUUCCUAGUUCCAAUAGGACAAGAAGUCAAUCCUUUAUUUGCUUUUGCUUUUUUAGAUUCUUUCCUGGAUACGUUAAGGGAAUACCUGGGUGAUAUAAGUGAAACUAACAUAAAAGAUAAUUUCGAUAUAAUAUACAUGCUUAUAGAAGAGAUGCUGGAUGAAGGACAUCCGAUGACGAUGGAAACGAACAUGUUGAAAGAAAUAGUGUUACCGCCGACGUUAAUGAGGAAAUUACUGAACGUAGCAGGUGUAUCUGGACUACAAACGCCAACUACUCAACCUUUUACAGCACCAAUACCUUGGCGAAGACCAGGUGUGAGACAUUCUUCAAAUGAGAUUUAUUUCGAUACUGAAGAAUCGUUAGAUGCGAUCGUGGACAAAAGAGGCAAUGUACUAUCUUCUGCGAUUUGGGGAAGGAUAAAUUGUAAUUCUAGAUUAUCAGGUAAUCCUGAUUUACUUUUGAGUUUCUCCAAUCCCAAAGUACUGGACGAAUGCGCUUUUCAUCCUUGUAUACGGUAUAAUAAAUGGGAAAGGAAUCGUAUACUCUCAUUCAUACCACCAGAUGGGAAAUUCAAAUUGUUAGAAUACCAGUCAACAUCAACGACUUCAAAAAACCAAGUUCCCAUAGGAGUGAAAGGGAAUCUAGUUCUUGAACCUAAUGGAGGUCGUUUCUCACUCACUCUCACAUCACGCGUAUCGAGUAAGCCAUUAGAAGAUAUAACAAUUUCGAUCUAUUUGGGCAAAGGAGCUACGUCAGUCAGUGCUACUGCACAAGGAGAUCGGAAACCCCUAGGAACAAGGAAUGAGGAAGGUGCAGCGAAUGGGUAUGUCGGAGGAGGAAAUUGGGAAUUCGAUCCUCAUUCUCAGAUUUUGAGAUGGACCAUAACAUCCCUCGUAUCGACAGAAAGAUCACCCACAUUAACAGGUUCAUUCGUUUCUACUGAAUCACAACCGACACCUUCACCGUCGUUCGAUAUCUCAUUCAGCAUCCAACAUCACUCCUUCUCAAACCUUCGGGUGGAUCAACUGAAAGUACAAGGUGAUGUGAUGUACAAGCCAUUCAAGGGGGUUAGGCAGCUAGCUCGGAGUGGGAAAGUUGAAGUGAGAUGGUAG
Molecule: messenger RNA, 1356 nt
Organism: Kwoniella shivajii
Lineage: Eukaryota; Fungi; Basidiomycota; Tremellomycetes; Tremellales; Cryptococcaceae
Exons: 10
Coding region: 1-1356 (451 amino acids)
Biological process (GO): intracellular protein transport; endocytosis
Cellular component (GO): clathrin adaptor complex; cytoplasmic vesicle
Source: RefSeq, a predicted model, not a curated record